AUAGAGUGACUCAUUUAGUAAUGGAAUAGAGUGUAAAAAGUAGUAUGAAUGUAGUCACUUAUAAUUUAAAAAUCUAUUUCCUAGAACUGCUGCUGUCAAUGAGAGAGGCUGAGUAGGUUUCAAACAAAAUAAGCUUGUAAUGUUAUUGUUUUGAAUCAAAAUGUCAUCAUUUGAAGAGAGUCCUAUAAUCAAUGCUGAUAUUGAGGACGACGUUACGAAUAGUCGUAGAAAUCUAGUAGAAAAUGAAUUGGUGGAAGAAACAACUGGGUGGGUGAAAUGUCGGACAGUUCUGGGUAUAAUGGGUUUUCUUGGUUUUGCCAUAGUAUAUGCUAUGAGAGUGAAUUUAUCAGUUGCAAUUGUUGCCAUGGUGAAUUCCACUACACCCCAACCAUCAAAUGAUUCCUCAUUAGAUGUAUGUGAAGCCAAUCCUGUUAGUAAUACAACUAAACCUACAAAUGGUGAAUUUAAUUGGACAGAACAGCAGCGCAGUCUGGUUUUAGGUUCAUUCUUUUAUGGUUACGUUCUAACACAGAUACCGGGUGGUCGAAUAGCAGAAUUAUAUGGUGGGAAACUUGUCUAUGGUUUAGGUAUAUUCUUCACUGCAGUAUUUACAAUAUUAAGUCCUAUUGCUGCAUAUACGAACUUCUGGUUCUUUAUAAUUGUACGAGCCCUGGCAGGAUUGGCUGAAGGAGUCACAUAUCCUGCCAUGCAUGCUAUGCUUGCUAAAUGGAUCCCACCUCUGGAAAGAUCCAAGUUUGCAGCUUAUGUUUAUGCAGGUUCAAAUAUUGGAACAGUGGUCACAUUACCAAUAUCAGGGUGGCUAUGCACACUAGAGUUUGCAGGUGGAUGGCCACUCUGUUUUUACAUUUUCGGUGGACUCGGAGUGGUGUGGUUUAUUGGAUGGCUCUUCCUCAUCUACGAUUCACCACAAAAACACCCUAGGAUAUGUCCUAAAGAAAUUGAAUAUAUUGCAGGAAGCAUAGGAAAUGCAGAGGAAGAAAAACCCUCAAUGCCGAUACCAUGGUGCAAGUUCCUGACGUGCGUUCCGCUGUGGGCCAUCCUGAUCGCGCAAUGCGGACAAUCGUGGGUCUUCUACACUCAGUUUACAGAAAUGCCUACUUAUAUGGACAAUAUUCUGCAUUUCGAUAUAGUAUCUAACGCUGAACUGAGUGCGCUGCCGUAUUUAACGGCUUGGAUCGGCGGUGUGGUUCUGUGCACGAUCGCGGACUGGACUAUUGCUAAAGGAUGGAUCAGCCGACUCAAUAGUAUGAAACUCUGGAAUACUGUUGCUGCGUUCUUGCCUGCGUUCGGCAUCCUCGGCAUCGCGUGGGCCGGCUGCGACAAGUUUGCGGUCAUGUUGCUGCUAAGUGCAGCCUCGGCUUUCGGCGGAGCGUCUUAUGCGGGUAACCAAAUGAACCAUAUAGAUCUGUCGCCGCAGUUCGCGGGCACGAUGUACGGUAUAACGAACGCAGCUAGCAACGUGUGCGGCUUCAUGGCGCCGUACGUUGUCGGGCACAUUAUAAAGACAGAUCAGCAAACCCUGGGUCAGUGGCGUGAAGUCUUUUAUCUCGCGGCCGCUAUCGAUCUCGGAGCGAACUUGUUCUAUUUGUUCUUCGCCAGUACCGAGGAGCAGGAUUGGUCACGUCCGGACAACGACGACAUGACAGCAUCAGCCCCGGUCGAAAGUAUUUUGUUCCCAGAGUCGUAGUGACAGCCCUCACCGGCUGCGCCCCACGCCGACACUCCGCUGUAGCCGCGACCUUGUGCCGUCAUACUAUGUACAAUCAUAACGACUACAAUACAGUGAUACUAUAAUAACAGUAAUACCUAGUAUAUCAGGUAAUAUGUUUAUUAACAAAACGAUAUUCGGUGUAGUAUAAUGUGAAAUGGUCUUUAGACGUUUUAAUGUCUUGUAGCUCAAAAUCAAUUAUUAUUAAUAGACAAUUAUAACUACUACCAUACAGUGACGCUAUAAUAAUAGUGAUACCUAGUAUAUCUGGUAAUAUGUUUAUUAACAAAACGAUAUUCGGUGUAGUAUAAUGUGAAAUGGUCUUUAGACGUUUUAAUAUCUUGUAGCUCAAAAUCAAUAUUAAUAGACAAUCAUAACGACUACCAUACAAUGAUACUAUAAUAACAGUAACACCUAGUAUAUCAGGUAACAUGUUUAUUAACAAAACAUGAUUCGGUGUAGUAUAAUGUGAAAUGCUCUUUAGACGUUUUAAUGUCUUGUUGCUCAAAAUCGAUAUAUUAUUAUUAAUAGUAGAAUUCUGUGUGUUUUCUUCAGAUUCCUAUUGCAUUUGUUUGGAUGUCGUUAGAAUUUGCAAAUCGUAAUACAUAUUUAUGCCUAUAAACCCGUGCGUCCCGUCAGGAACGGAAUUUCUUACUUUCGACGCUCUUCGAAGAUAAGCAUAUGAUUUCAUUCUUAACGCCACUAUCAUAAGGUCCAAAUUUAUAAAUAUAGAUUUAUGAGUACUUUAGUCUUUACCUGAUUAUGUUUUAAGGCCAGAUUUGCGUACGGUUAAGUCAAGAGAUAGGGUUUUAAUAUUACGUGACAGAUUCUAUGAGUGAAUCUUUAUCGAGUUAAGCAAAAUCCCUUCGAACAAGACUAAUUUAUUAGUUUUUCAAGCCCUAUGAGACUAUGGAUACGUAUUAGCGAAUAUUAAUGCGUGUAUUAUCAUGGCAACGUUUCAAUGAUUGUACUUAUAAUUUGUAUGUGCUAAUAAAGACGUGGAGUCGGUUACGACUAUAUCUUUUGAAUCUAGCACAAAACUGAAUUAAAAUAUAUUACGUAUUUAAUACGUUAAUUAGUUAAGUAGAUUCAAUUUGAAUGUUAAUGAUACGAUUAUUAUGAUAUUAAAAGAUAUUCCUUUGUAAUCUAGUUCCAUGUUUAUUACUGAUUACAAAAAAAUGUAUCAUUAGUGAUGUACAUAAUAUUUCUUUAUUGGUGUCAGUGUGCUUAGUGCGAGUUCUUUAACGCUCUCGAUAGCGUAACAGUUAAUUCAAAUUUGUAUGGAGUUGGAACGUUUGCCUAAGUUUGCCGCUAGGGGCGCUGUUCCGAAUGCAUACAAAAUUGGGUUAACUUUUACGCUAUCGAGAACGUUAAAAAACUCGCACUAAGCACAGAGGUCGCGAUGUGAGUUCGUACGGAGUGAAAUCACUUGCCUGAAAUCACUUGAAAUCACUUGCUAUUUCUGUGAACCUACGCGAGUAACAAUAUUACAUAUUACAAUGCUAUUGCAACUUUAAUCCUUGGCUCAAGUUUGAUGCAGGCAUGUCUGAAAACCGCCUAACAUCAGAUACGUCAUUGCUUUUUUUUGCCUACCUACACUAUUAGAAAAUGCUUAUCUUUGACUGCGAUUGAAGAGUAAAAUAAUUAUAGUAGAAUUAUUUUGUCCGUUCAGUUUGGGUCAUAAAAAAUCGGAGCGGUGCAGCGAGUAUUUCGCUCUCUCUUCCACUCACGAGCCUAUGGACGGGCAUAGUGAUGCGCAUUAUUGUUGUCGAUAAGCGUUAUCGAUAGUGUAUUUAGUUUUGUCAUUUUGUGGGCUAGUGAUAAAAAUGAAAGAAAAAAUCACUAAUCGAACACUUACAUCACAUAUCGCCACAGCAAGUUAACGAGAACGGCAGACAUUAAUCGGGAUCUAUUCUCAUUUCAGUGAAAAAUUUUAACACAUUGUUGAUAAUAAUAACACGUGCUUGUACUGAUAUAUUUCAGUCGGAUGAUUUUUUUUUGUUUGUAAGGUAUUAUUGCGAAUAGAGAAAUAAUAGGAAAUAAUGUGUGUAGAUAUAUGUGUUGACAUACACUGGUAUUAUACUUAGCUGACGUCGAGAUAUGAUGAGGAUUACCAGUGAGACAACUACUGCUACUGUGAGGUAUGUUCUUGUCCGCCAAAGAUAAUUAGAUAAUUCACUAAAAUAAUACUUUUUUUAAUUAGGUAAAAAUGUAAAGGCUUUUUCACAUGGCCAUGGUGAUAUUGGUGAAUCUAAGAUAUAUAUAUUUUUUUGUGUACAAGUAAAGGACUCGCCUGACGUCCUAACUGUUGAAAAACAAUUAAUCGAAACUAUUAUAAUAUAUCCGAAACUCAAUCGUUUUAUAAUUAAGUAUCAUGUGAUAUAGUUAUAUGGCGUAACAUUUAUUUGGAAAUAAUACAAUUGAAUUCAAUACUGGUAUUUGAUGUCGAAGGCAAAAUUCUAUUGGUUUCGAAGUAUAAUAUAGGCCCGAAAGAAUUCAUCACAAUUGUUAUGGCAUGUGAAAAGUUAUAUUAAACAGUAUAAAUAUAUUUAAAAGAAAUUAUAGUAUAAUUAUUUUAAAAUGUGGGUAGCUUAAUAUAUAAACUCUGAUAAUAAAGGGGUGCUCUGUGUCAGUAAACUAUGACAAUACUUUUCAAUUAAUUCUUUAUACAUGCUAUGUACCGGAUAUUAAUCACUUAAUUCGCCAUUAGUAUUUUACCUCAUAUAUGAUUGAGAAUGAAACGAUAACUUAAAUAAGACAUAAGCUAGAAAUUACUGUUGCCGACAGAAGCACACGAAAGUAUACGAACAAAGGGAAUAUGUCUUUAUUUUAUUAUUAUUUUUCGCCUGGUAUUAGAUGUGUGUAUAUCCAGAUAUCACCAUCCCGCUUGAGGCAUGAGGUCGUAGUCUCAAUUGUACUGUAUAACGGCUUCAACCGGGUACGAAAAAUUGCGUCGCGGCAUAAACUUAUGAUUUUAACUUAUGCUAUUGUUUUAUUAACCAAAUAAUAGAUGUGGGGAAAUUAAAAAAAAACCGUGUCUUAUCGGGUUCAUCCAAAAAAAUCGUGGAACUCUUAGUAAAUAUUAAUUGUUUUACUGAGAGGUUAUUCAUUUCAUCUAACAGCUAUUUUAUCUCAAUUAUAAUUCCAUUUCUUUCGCUUUUAAUACAACACAUUAGUCGCAGGAUUUUGUUACAUAAGAUUUAGCUGUACGAAUUACAUUCUCUUUGUCUGCCCCAGUAGAUGAAAGGACUAUUAAAAAAAAACUGCUUCCGGGAACGAUUCCCUUUCACUGUUUAUGUUCGAUUAAUAUAUUCAUCUCAGAAAUGCAAAUACAUAAAUGUGAAUUAAUACGAAUACGUGUACAGGUAACCUUCCUAUAACACGGUAAAUACGUUUGCCACUAAGUCCCGUGUUAUGCGAAAUCGUGUUAUAUGACACUAGAAGCCACUAGGAAAAGUUUUUUUUUUAUUCUACCUACGCUGAUAGCCUUGAGAGGCUAUUUCAGCUUCACCUUAACAUGUAGGUGACUUUAUGUAGGUUGACAUGUAGGCUACUCAUGGGACUCAAACCAGAAGUGUUGCUAACACUGGCCCUAGCAAGAUCCGUGCUUCGCAGAAUCUACCACCGGAUCGGAAUCGCGACCCACUGAGAAGAUCCGGCGAGAAACUCAGUGGCCUGUGUCUAUGGGUUUAGAAGGGUAAUAUGCUAUGUCUGUAUGUCUUUUUUACCUAACAUUAAAACAAGUUGUAAAGUUUCGGUUACUCCAAUAUUGUGUGUUCAUAUAGCAUAAUGUAAUUUUCUAAAUAAUUUUCAACAAAAAAUUCGUGUUGUAAAAGUACCGUAUUAUAAGAGGGUUUUGGAGAUUUUUCUUUUCGUGUUAGAGAGGAACCGUGUUGUUAAAGGAGUAGUUUUGACAUAAAUUUUUAUUUUUAUUUUAUUAUUACAUACCUAUUAUUAUUUUUAUUUUAUUCCGAAAUUGUAAUUAUUGUUUUUAUUUAGUUUUGAUAUUCUAUAUUAUUAUGAAAUGUUAUUGUUAAUGAAUGUAAUAUAGAUGCAAAAUCUGAAGUAAAUGAAAUAAAUAAAUAAAAUAAAAUACCGUGUUAUAGGAGGGUUGCCUUUAUUUGAAAACAAGUAUUAUAAAUAUUUAAAAUAAAUUGAAUUAAAAUUAAAUCAUAGAGAUCUUUAGUAUGGAGCGUUAUUUUGCUCAGCAGUACUGAAAAAUAUAAUAACGCUUCAGCCUAUAUUAAGCAUACGUUAUAACAAAUUAGCUUUUUGAUCAGAGAAGAAAUCAAAACAACAUUCGUAUUGAUUAAGCACUUAUUAAGUCUCUGAAAUAAAACUUAUUAAUAUUAGUUGUUAAAACGGUAACAUCUCUAUUAAUGUAAGUACGUGUAAUCUGAAACAAUUUUAGUGAAGCACUUAAACGAAUAACAAUGAGAAAAAAAAUACGCUGUUUAUUUGAAUUAAUAAUCUAUAAUCAUUCCAAAAAUAUCUUAGUUUAAAUAAUAUACUUUGUUUUAAACGAAACUUUUUAUCCUUUAAGGGUAUUUCAGGCUGCAAUAUAAUUAGAUUAAACUUUUAUCAAGUAUCACAAAUAUUGAUAAGCUAUUUAUAUUAGAUGUGGUUUUGAAAAAAAAAGACUAACUAUGAUGUCUUGUGUUUGUUUGUCGACUUAAGAAAAUCUUUGUUUUCGAAAUUCAUCCAAAUAUACAAACACGCUAAUUAUAUAGGCACGUCUUCUGCAUAGAACAAUUUAUUUAUAUUAUGUUAUUAGCAUGUUUUAAUCAAUUCAACAAAACCAGUAUUCGCAUACGCUGUGAAUUUCUAAAUCAAGUCUAACUUUGAUACAAAAUAAUUAGGGAUAGCUAAAUAAAAUAGUAAAAACUGAUACCUUUAUUAAUAUCAUGACGUCUAUAUUUAUAAAACAUUUAGCCUAAUCUAUACACGAUCUGCAUUAAAUUUUAUCGAAUCUAAUACAUUUCUUGACUUAUUGUUAAGUAUAUUUCGUAAUUGAAUGUAUGUUAAUCUUGUUUACAUUUAAUUUGCUGUGAUUAUAAUAUUGGCAGAGAAUAAAAUAAAAUAAAAAAAACUAGUUUUUAAAUGUUUUGGUAAUGUCAUUGUAUGUAAUAUUAUGUAAAUUAUGAACAUAUAUUUUUGUGACGAACACAAAUAAAUUUUUAAUAAAUUUAA
Messenger RNA from Bombyx mori (domestic silkworm), 6919 nucleotides. RefSeq names its product sialin. The coding region runs from base 161 to 1708 and encodes 515 amino acids. The transcript is spliced from 11 exons. Gene Ontology annotation, biological process: transmembrane transport; monoatomic anion transport. Lineage: Eukaryota; Metazoa; Arthropoda; Insecta; Lepidoptera; Bombycidae. Gene Ontology annotation, cellular component: plasma membrane. The record is from RefSeq and is a predicted model, not a curated record. Gene Ontology annotation, molecular function: transmembrane transporter activity.